This is a messenger RNA of Rotaria sp. Silwood1, 765 nucleotides long. Lineage: Eukaryota; Metazoa; Rotifera; Eurotatoria; Philodinida; Philodinidae. The record is from the annotation of a GenBank genome assembly.
AUGAUUGAACAUGAAUUGGCUGCCAGUCGCGAAUCGGUCGUACAACGAAAGCGAACAUCAUUGAUUGCAUCAUUAGUUGAUGCUCUACAGAACAAUCAAAAAUUGGAAUCAAUUAAGAGUGAAGAAGAGAAGAAAGGUCUGUCACGAGAUGAAGUUCUGGACGAAAUGGUCGCGUUUUUAGUAGCUGGUUUUGAGUCAACAUCAUCAACCUUAGCUUGGUUCAUUCAUUUGAUGAGUAAACAUCCACAAGUACAACAAAAGAUUAAAACCGAAUUGAUGAAUGAUAACAAUCUGCAACGUUUAUCAUUGGAUCGUCUCGAUUCUCUGAUCUACUUGGAUUGUGUAAUCAAUGAAGUAUUUCGAUUCUGCCCACCAACUACUGGUACGAUUCGUACAUUAACAAUAGAUGAUCGAUUGCCCUCAAGUGAUGUUCAGCUAUUCAAAGGCGAGUCAGUACUGAUCCCUUUCCAUAAUCUUGCCCAUGAUGCUCGAUAUUGGUCAAUUGAUCCGGAAAUAUUUUAUCCUGAAAGAUUUCUAGGUGAAGACAAAAAUCAUCAUCCGUAUGCAUUGAUUCCUUUUGGUGGUGGUCAUCGUCAAUGUAUUGGACAAGAGCUUGCUCGAUUUGAACUGAAGGUCAUUGCAGCUAGAUUAAUGCAAUAUGUCACAUUCGGUGAUGGCGGCAUUCAAGUUAAUGCUGGUGGACAUUCUGUAGGACUUGCUGUCAUUCCGAAACAUGUUGGAGUGACUAUUGACGUCACCGAAUGA